This is a messenger RNA of Aphanomyces astaci, 2734 nucleotides long. RefSeq lists its product as hypothetical. Bases 1161 to 1808 code for a protein of 215 amino acids. The record is from RefSeq and is a predicted model, not a curated record. The transcript has a single exon. Lineage: Eukaryota; Oomycota; Saprolegniomycetes; Saprolegniales; Verrucalvaceae.
GACAUGGUCGUGCGUUCGUCUCGACGAAACUCGACGCCACAUGUGGUGUUACACUUGUUAAAUAUUAAUGUGCUUGCAGGGCGACGGCCAGUCGGUCUUCGAUCAGCGCCACAACAUUGUCGUGGAACGUUUCCAUGGCCUGCCGAUGUUGCGGCGACAUGCGCAGCCGAGGCGCCGUAUCUGCCACGGACACGGUGCCCAACACGUGUCCGUCCGACGUGCGUAGCGGGAAGCCGCAAAAGAACCGGAUGCCUUCGGAACCUGUGACACGGGGCGACGACGCGAACCGGGGGUCGGCGGUCGCGUCUGGCACGAGCAGCAACGCUGUGUCACUGGACGCGAGAAUUUCCCUCACGAGAGCGCACGUGCUGGGGAUUUGCGACGGCGCCGUCGAUCCAAACGCACCUUUGAGCACCGUCGCGCCUUGGUAGAUGAGCGUCACGUAGCCGUUGGCGCACUCCAUGUCGGCACACACUUCUUCACACAGGACGUCGUGGAGGCUGUUGGCGCCCACAUCCAAGCAUGCAAACAUUUGGAGUUGGUCUUCGAGACUCGUCGCAUCGUGAUCAUCUUCGUGGCCAUGGCCGCCGACGUGACUGCUGUCGUUACUACUGGCGCGGCUGCUAACGUGGCUGCUGUUGCUGCGACGAGGGCGGGGGGGCGACGACUGGUUGUCGGCAAUGUCGUACGGAUGAUCUUGUUGUUGUUGUUGCAGUGUCGUCGUCGAGUCGCUGGUCGAGGUGCGAUAGCGGUGGCGGCGAUGAUGAUACUCAUCAUCGCUACCUUCGUCUUCGUCGCCUUCUUCAAUGUUGGCCGCCUCCAUUUCCAACAGCGGCACGACGUAGCGUUGUGGUUGACGGGAAUGAUCCUUGGAGGCCAUUGGUGUCCAGGGCGACGGCGACAGUUGGGGGCGCAAUGUCAUGGUGCGCAUCAUAGCAUCGACGUCUGGAUUGAAACUCGGGCGUUCGCGCAGCACAAUGGGCUCAACGGUGGGUGGUGGUGGUGACCGUUCUGUUGGAGACGGAUGCGAUGGGGCGGAAGGGGGCGACGUCACGGGGACGGCAGUCUCGGCAACGCACCCGAGGCACAGCUGCAGCUCAAACACGUUGGCCGGGCCGACUUGGACGUUUUGAAGCACGGAGCACCCCCCACAGAACGGCAUGGUGCAGGCACCACAGACCCCCACGGCCACUGAGGCACAGCAUCGCAUGCAAAUCUCCUUUGCGGCCGACGCUUUCGUGGCUUGGCGGGGGGUGGGCCGGGGAGUGGCGGGGGGGGCUUGGCGGGGGGUGGGCCGGGGAGUGGCGGAGGCAGAAGCUGGUUUCUUUGCAGAAAUCGGCGGGACCACCAUGGUGACCCCAGGGAAGCGCGUUUGGGCGUCAAACGCCAGAUUGUCUUCAUACACGUCGGUGGCGUUGCUGUUGUCAUCGCCGUCAGGGUUGGAUCGCAACGCGUCUCGAUGGGACAAUGCGCGUCUGGACGACGACCGGCGAUGGUUGUGGAGUCGACUGCGAUGUGGUUUCGGGCAGACGUUGUCGCAUUCUGCCGAAGGUGCAGGGUUCAGCGCGUUGCGGUGCACGAGGGUCACCUGGCAGCCGUGGCACACUUGCAUGGAAACCACUAGCCCCGGCGCCGACUCGACGUCUUGGUGCCGCGUACAUUUCGAGCACAUGGCAGCCUGGCACACCUGGCAAAAGUGCGCGCGCCGAAAGAGGUGGAAGGAUUUGUUGCAUGUGUGGCACGCCCGCGGUAACGUCGCGGUGAAAUUCAACGACGACGACGAGGGUGGUGGCAUCGACGUAGCGUGAACAAGCUGAGACGAUGGGACGACCGCCGAGUCUUGCGUCAAUCGACGGCGCAGCACCACGUUCUUGACCAUGGCUAGCGACGUUGCCACCUUGCCCAGCCACAGACAGGUCUCGUCGCCGCGGGUGGCCGUGGUGUGAUAGCCCAAAAAGGUGAGGCGUAGCCGGUUGGCGCGCGAGAUUUUCUCAAACAGAAACCCAAACGUGAGAUUCUCGUGGUGUGGGGCCGACAAGGUCGUGCUGCCGCUGCUUUCUUUGGUCCAGGAAUCCGUAGACGACAACCGAAUGUCCGACCAGCUGUCGACAGACUCGUAGAACCGCACAACACUGGUGGCUGACAGCGGCUCGACGUGCUCUAGGCAUAGCAGGUCCUUCUGCCAUUGCUUUUUGUCGUGAAAGCGGAUGCGCUUGAUCACAGUCGACCGAGCCACCGGCCCCUUUGUCAACGGGCGCGGCUCGUCGUCGGUGGGCAUCUGAUUCGAUGGCGGAAGCAACGUGCCCCCGUCGCCAAGGUGCCGGGCUACAGUUGACACGUCAAUGGCACGAUCGAACAAGCGCGAGAAGAACGGAUCCGAGUCGUCCAGGUCGGUGGGUGCAAAGAGUUCGAGAAUCUCCGACAGUGGCGCGUGAAGCUCCAGAGUGGCGCGUACAAAGUACUGUUUGGUCUCGGACACGUAGUCGUGGACAACGUGACUGUCUUUUCCACGGUGGUUGCCCUGCGGAUUUGACGACGACGACGGCCCUUUGGUGCUUUCGGUGCACUCUUUCGCAAACGAGAUGGCACAUUCCUGUGCGAACGCCGCAGUCUUCUUCGCGCGGUUCGUUGGCGACCGUGCUGCAGCAGACGACGACGACGACCGUGGGUUGCUUCCAGACAUGAUGAGCGUAUCGACCGGCGCCUUGCAAGACGCGUCGAUGGUUUGGACAAG